CAUGUAUCUAUGUUGGGUACCGUGAGGUCUUACAGUAUACUUCCGACAAAGACAAGCUUUGACUGAUACGUCAACAUCACCUCCUCAAUCAAACCUUUUACACCUCAACUAUCAACACACGAUGGAGCAAUCUUCGACGACUCCCCGUGAUGGAUCGAUUAACCAAAGCUUCUUUGAUAUGAGCGUGAAUACCUUCUUGGAGUCGCUCUCUCGAUUGCUUUACGGGACUUCCGACGAGGGCAGCGGGGACGGCGCUUCGAUAUCUCAAGGGGAACCCCACGGAUCUGGAUUUGAUGCCUCUUCAAAGUCUGCUGCCAACGAAUCGAAAGGCAACCAGAACAUCGCUAGAGAGCAAGAACACCCCGCCGAGCUGAACGCUACGUUUGCCACCUCUCCUGUCAUUCUUAGACUUGUCGAAGCUUACCGAAAAGAACAGAAGCCUUGUUACAUAUCAGACACCUUGCGGCUACGCGUCUUUGGGAACCUCUGCAGAUACAAAAAUGCCUGCCAGCUGAAAGGUAGACCUCAACUCCCGUACCUAGAUUUGCAGAUCUUGACCGAAGCUUGGGUUGCCGUAACCUUGCCCUUGUCCCAAGAAGCUUUCGAGCUGUUUUGCGAGGAGCUCCUCAAGUGUCAGGCGGAUUUAGAUCCCAAAGAUCGUGAUCUGAUCAGAAAAGGUCUUCAGCAAUUCUGUGAGACUUCCAGGCAAACAGGACAGACCGCGGAGGUCAACGCUGAUGUGCCGUAA
Filobasidium floriforme is the source of this 748-nucleotide messenger RNA. RefSeq lists its product as uncharacterized. The record is from RefSeq and is a predicted model, not a curated record. NCBI's taxonomy places the organism in Eukaryota, Fungi, Basidiomycota, Tremellomycetes, Filobasidiales, Filobasidiaceae. The coding region runs from base 122 to 748 and encodes 208 amino acids. The transcript has a single exon.